AUGGAGAAGAACCCCUUGUUGCUCCAACAUGACACCCUUCACCACAUGCUCCUCUCCAUUAAAGGUUCCAACACUGCAGCCCUUGCCUUUUCCCUUGUGAGGUCCAUGCUCGGGUUCAGGCUCUUUGAGGAGAAUUGUAGGGCAGCUCUUGAGGAGAGAGUAGAGUUCAUGAAUCCUGAUGUUGGUGCUUGCAAUGCAGCACUGGAAGGUUGUUGUUGUGAGCUUAAGUUUGUAAGUGAUGCUAAGAGGGUCAUGGGUACAAUGUCAAGUUUAGGGGUUAGGCCUGACGAGUCCAAUUUUGGGUUUCUAGGGUAUUUGUAUGCACUCAAGGGGUUGGAAGAGAAGAUUAAGGAGUUAGAUGUUUUGAUGGGCGGGUUUGGCUGUUUGAACAAGAAGGGUUUUUAUUGUAAUUUGAUUAAGGGUUACACUAAGUCUGGGAAUUUGGCUUCUGUGGAGGCCACUAUUGUUAGACUUCUGAAUGAUGGAUGUGGGAAGGAUUGGGGUUUUGGUGUUGAAACUUUCUGUGAAGUGAUUAAGGUUUAUUUUCAGAAGGGAAAUAUCAAGGGGUUGGCUAAUUUGAUUGUUGAAGCUCAGAAGAUAGAGGGUUCAAAUAUUGCGGUUGAUAGGUCUAUAGGGCAUGGUAUUGUUAAUGCGUGUGUUACUAUUGGACUAUCUGAUAAAGCACAUAGUAUUCUUGAUGAGAUGAAUGUUCAGGGGCUUCUGUCAGUCUUGGGGUCUAUAUACCUAUCUUAA
Messenger RNA from Vigna radiata var. radiata (mung bean), 753 nucleotides. Its product is annotated as pentatricopeptide repeat-containing protein At1g69290-like. Gene Ontology annotation, molecular function: protein binding. The transcript has 2 exons. NCBI's taxonomy places the organism in Eukaryota, Viridiplantae, Streptophyta, Magnoliopsida, Fabales, Fabaceae. Bases 1 to 753 code for a protein of 250 amino acids. The record is from RefSeq and is a predicted model, not a curated record.